GUUUUCAAAAUGGCCGCCGUGAAGUUUAGAAUUGUUCAAUGAAGAAGAAAUAGUGCUUUCUGUACCGUCAACUUAACUAUGGCCCAGCGCCCGAUAAAACGCCUAAAGACAGAGUGCUCACCUGGUGGUAGUACUGAAAUGUUUGAUGGAAUACGUGCUUUUUUCGUUGAAAAUGGCCUCGGAAAAACAAGGCUCUCGAUUCUCACAGAAAAGCUAACAAAAGGUGGAGGGAAAUGCCAUAAAACACUCCAAGACUCCACCACGCAUUUAUUUGUUUCUCAGAACGUGAUGUUAGAGAGACUGCCUAGACUCCUUGGCCAGGCUGUCACUGAUAAGGUUAAGGUAGUUAGAGCCGAUUGGAUAAGUAAGUGCCUGGCAGAGGGGAGAGUAGUAGAUUUGGGGCCUUAUACAAUUAGGCAUGAAAUAUGUAACCUUUCUAAUCAGAUAAUGGGAAGUGAAAAACCUGGUCCUUCAUCAGAGUUAAAUCAAUCCAAUCACAGCAUUGAAAGCGGAAAACCUGGUCCUCCAUCAGAGUUAAAUCAAUUCAAAUUAACCAAGUCUUUAGAUGUGGGGCUAUCUACUUCCCCCACUCCAUAUAAGGUCAAUAAAGGUAAUGAUAGUGAUAGCAGUUAUUCUGAUAGUGGAGAUGAAAGAUCACCACCUAAAGUGGCAACACGAAUAUUAGACUUAAGUAGAUCCCCUGAAAAGGUGAAAGAGAAAUGGAUUUGCACCAAAGCAUCUACAUCUGAAGAAAAAAACCACAAUGAACACAUAACAGACCAGUUACAGAUCCUAGCAACGUCCUACGCAAACACAAAAGAUCAGUGGAGAGCUCUUGGGUAUAAAAAAGCCAUUUCAUCGAUCAAGAGCUACCACAAGAAAAUAGAAACUGAAGAAGAGUGCCAUAGGCUGCCUUUUGUUGGUGAAAGACUUGCAAAAAAGAUCUGGGAAAUUGUCCAGACAGGACAUUUAAGAAGGCUGGAUUUUAUUGACCCCAAAACAGAGGCAAUCAAUUUGUUUAGUGGUGUAUGGGGUGCUGGCCCCAAAGCAGCUGAAUUAUGGGUAUCCAAAGGAUUAAGAACUUUAGAGGAUCUCAAGAGACAUGGGGGACUCAAUAAACAACAAGAGAUUGGUCUUAGAUACUAUGAUGAAUUCAAUGAGCGUAUGCCCAGAGAAGAGGCUGGCAAAAUUGGUGAGGUUGUAAAAGCUGCAACAGAGAUAAUUGAUCCUUCACUCCUUUGCAUCACCUGCGGCUCCUAUCGCAGAGGAAAAUCGACAUGUGGGGAUGUUGAUGUUCUUGUCUCACACCCUGAUGGGAAAUCGCAUCAUGGUGUGAUGGGACCUCUUUUGUGUGAACUUAAAAGUUCUGGUUUCCUAACAGAUGACUUAGUCUCUGCAGAUAUAGAGGACCAAAAAAAGUACAUGGGGGUUUGCAAAUUGCCAGGGGAAGACACAAAGCAUAGGCGGCUGGAUAUCAUUGUUGUCCCCUAUAAUGAAUGGGCUUGUGCUAUUGUAUAUUUCACAGGAUCUGAUCACUUCAAUCGUUCAAUCAGACUUCUAGCCAAGAAAAAUGGCAUGUCUCUCUCGAAUCAUGCUCUUAAGACUGGUGUAGUCCGCAAAGAUGGAGCGAAAAUUUAUGACGGUUCAACCGUAACUGUAAAUAGUGAACGGGAAUUGUUUGAUCUUCUCGGCUUGGAAUAUAGAGAACCACAGGAAAGAGAUUGGUAGGUGUUCAAUUUAGGUUUGGCAAAAUUUGUGAUCUAAAUAUGAUUCAUAAAAUUUUAUCCAGAAUUUUCUUAAAUUAACGGCAUAUACUUGUGAAAAUAAUGACCUUAAAUAAAGGAAUGAAAGCUUUUAAAGUCUGUUAUAAGAACAAUUAGUAAAAGGAAUGAUUGGAAUAAAAAAGAUUCCGAUUA
Nematostella vectensis (starlet sea anemone) is the source of this 1916-nucleotide messenger RNA. Its product is annotated as DNA polymerase lambda. Gene Ontology annotation, biological process: double-strand break repair via nonhomologous end joining. Gene Ontology annotation, molecular function: DNA binding; DNA-directed DNA polymerase activity. Bases 79 to 1728 code for a protein of 549 amino acids. The transcript has a single exon. The record is from RefSeq and is a predicted model, not a curated record. NCBI's taxonomy places the organism in Eukaryota, Metazoa, Cnidaria, Anthozoa, Actiniaria, Edwardsiidae. Gene Ontology annotation, cellular component: nucleus.